AUGGAGAAUGUGGUGGGUGUUGAGGAUGCAUUGCAAGCAAAUAUGAAGGAUAAGAAAUACCUUGAUAAGUUAUCCUUGAAUUGGAGUUGCGGGAUUAGUCAUGAUGCUAUACAAGAUGAUAUUCUCAACAGGCUAAUACAUCAUCCAAAUUUAAAAAAACUGUCCAUUCAACACUAUCCUGGUCUAACAUUUCCAGAUUGGCUUGGAGAUGGAUCAUUUUCAAAUCUCAUGUCCCUUCAGCUUUCGUAUUGUGGGAAUUACUUAAUAUUGCCGCCACUGGGGCAGCUACCUUGUCUUGAACAUAUAGAGAUCUUUGGAAUGAAAGGAGUAGUGACGGUGGGUAGUGAGUUUUAUGGGAAUUCUUCUUCCUCGCUUCAUCCCUUCUUCCCAUCCCUGCAAACUCUAUCAUUUUCCUCUAUGUCCAAUUGGGAGAAAUGGUUAUGUUGUGGAGGCAGACAUGGAGAAUUCCCUCGUCUCCAGAAGCUUUCUAUAUGGAGGUGUCCCAAAUUCACUGGGGAAUUACCAAUACACCUUCCUUCAUUGAAGGAACUUUCCCUUGGAAAUUGCCCACAACUGCUUGUGCCUACACUCAACGUUCCUGCUGCCAGUAGAUUUUUUCUUAGAUCCCUGUACAAAGUUGGUUUACCCACUACGUUGAAAUCACGAUCAAUCUCUGACUGUACCAAAGUGGACCUUCUUUUACCUGAGUUGUUCAGAUGCCAUCACCCAGUUCUCGAAAAUCUAUCAAUCAAUGGUAGUACCUGUGAUUCUCUCUCGCUGUCCUUCUCAAUAUUGGACAUCUUCCCCAGGUUGACUGAUUUCCAAAUAAAUGAUCUUAAGGGGCUGGAAGAGCUCUGCAUCUCGAUUUCAGAGGAGGAUCCCACAUCUCUUCGUAGAUUGAGAAUCGAAGGGUGCCCUAAUCUUGUAUACAUCCAACUGCCCGCUCUCGACUCGAUGUGCCAUGAGAUAUGCAAGAGCUCCAAGCUCAGAUUGCUGACGCACACCCAUUCAUCUCUGCAGAAACUACAUUUGCGUGGGAUUUUCAAAUUUGGUUCUACAACCAACUCACAUUCCAGGUGGACUGGGAUUUGCAAACACUGA
This is a messenger RNA of Vitis vinifera (wine grape), 1101 nucleotides long. RefSeq names its product putative disease resistance RPP13-like protein 1. The record is from RefSeq and is a predicted model, not a curated record. The transcript has 2 exons. The coding region runs from base 1 to 1101 and encodes 366 amino acids. Lineage: Eukaryota; Viridiplantae; Streptophyta; Magnoliopsida; Vitales; Vitaceae.